AUGGAUAUGGACGGACCUGCUCUCGCGCCUCCCGAGGGAGUCACGCCAGACUUGGACAAUCCAGCCAACGAAAAUGGAUUGGCCAUGUUUGUGUUGAUAUUCUGCAGUGUCAUCUCGACUAUCUGUGUGCUUCUCCGUGGUUAUGGCAAGGUGUACUUGUUGAAGAGAUUUCAGCUUGAGGAAGGCUUGGUCCUAUGUGCUUUUGGAUGUUUUUGGGGUUGCGUCUGGUCCAUGUUUGGUGUCCUCAAAACACCAGGCUAUUUCGUUCAUCAAUACGAGGUCCGUCUAGGAGACCUCAUUCCGAUGACCUAUUACAUUUUCGUCAUGGGUAACAUCUAUGUCGUCGUUCUGGCGCUGCUCAAGGUCGCCAUGCUUUCUGAGUGGUCACGAAUCCUAGUGCCACGCAACAACAGGACAUCCAGUGUCUUUUGGUGGGGCUGUAUGAUCAUGAUCGCGAUCCAAGUGCUAGCUUGUGUCGGCAAUGUCAUUGCUCUGAAUGUCCAGUGCAUCCCUCACCAAGCCAGCUGGGACUUCACAAUUUUGGACGCGAAGUGCUUCCCCCUAUACACUCUCCAGCUAAGCUCUGGUAUCAUUUAUCUCACCACGGAUAUCAUCAUGUUCUUCAUGCCUCAGCAUCUCAUCUGGACCCUACAGAUGUCUUGGAAGAAGAGACUGGGAGUUUCGGUUGUCUUCGGCCUCGGUUUGCUGGCUUGUGUUGCCGCCGCGUUCCGUCUUCAAGUCACAGUCGUUUACGGACACGCCACUGAUGCCACAUACAAUCUCGGAAGCAUGAUUUUCUGGGUUAUGGCCGAGAUGACCUGCGCAUUCUUCGUCGUGUGUGUGCCGACCAUCCCCAAGAUUCUGCAGGACACGGGCAUCAUUCGUAGCAUCAAGCGUCGCUUUGGCCUGACAAAGACUGGACCUACUGGCGGCAGCGGAUACGGCACGAAGGGAGGCUUGCCCACAAAUCGAUCGAUCCCGACUUCCACCAGCAAGGCUUACUACAUGCUGGAUGAGAGUGGUGUUGAGAUGGGCGAUGUCAAGAGCGGAUCUACCUCUUCGACUGAGCACCUGCGCCAGGAGGACAAGGACAACUCGACUGUUGCCGUUCCUGCACGGGGCCAGAUCGUUCGCACGACCCGGAUCACAGUGAAUGAAUCGGCUGAGGCUGGCUAUGGCCGAAAGGAGGGCUAUCCCGCGCGUUCGUGGGAUUAA
Messenger RNA from Phaeoacremonium minimum UCRPA7, 1215 nucleotides. RefSeq lists its product as hypothetical. NCBI's taxonomy places the organism in Eukaryota, Fungi, Ascomycota, Sordariomycetes, Togniniales, Togniniaceae. The record is from RefSeq and is a predicted model, not a curated record. Bases 1 to 1215 code for a protein of 404 amino acids. The transcript is spliced from 4 exons.